Molecule: messenger RNA, 1986 nt
Organism: Scaptodrosophila lebanonensis
Lineage: Eukaryota; Metazoa; Arthropoda; Insecta; Diptera; Drosophilidae
Exons: 2
Coding region: 101-1942 (613 amino acids)
Source: RefSeq, a predicted model, not a curated record
UAUUUUUUCUAAAUUUAAUCGUCAAUACAAGGCUCGCGUUUGUUUAAUAUCGAGCCCAUCCAUACAGGAUUAGCACUUACACAAACACGCGUCAUUUAACAUGCUGUGGCUAUUUGUUCAUUUCAUCGUGUGCGUCAUCCUUUCAGCCAUUUUGAUUUUUUAUGAUGGCGAAUCGCUGUCAUUGCCGUUCAGCUACCAUGCCCAGCAAUAUGAAUAUUAUGUGAUUGCUGUAACUGCGGGUGCUUUAGUAACGCUCUUUGGCCGCGUCGGAGCAAUUCAUACAGCUAAUGCCGCUGUGGACCCAAAAGGCUUAUGCAAGUUGGAGAGCAACAUUUACAAAAGUUUAAUUGAAUAUUUUGCGGUAUUUUUUGUGAUCGGGCCGAAUGAUGUGGAGAGAUGGACAUAUUCUGGAAUAGCACUUCUGGUGAUCAGAAUGUUUCAUUGGCUGACUGAAAGACGCAUUCAGGUUCUACAUCGAGCAACAAUUAUAAGGCCUAGCUUUCAUAUUACGCAAGUGCUGUACCUAUCUGGCCUUUUUUUAGUGAAUUCGUGCAACUUACUCUCAAAUGUUUCAACAUCACUUGAACCUCUGGACAUCCUAUUCCUCUUUGAGUAUGCCAUCCUAAUGUGCAACCUCUUUCACAGUGAUUGUAAGUACGUAUGUGAACUCCUCGAACGCAACUGUGUGGACUCAUGGCACCGUAAUCCACGUAUUUACCUUAUCAUACAACUCGUAUUUCUUAUGAUAAGGGCGGCUCUUUAUAUAUUUUGCAAUUGGUUUUUGUUGACUAAGGUCAUGUUUCUUUGGAUCUAUAACAUACGCUCGAUUUGGGAGACCUUCAGGAACAUCUGGGACACAUUAAAUGAAUACCUAUCCUCUCAAAAGAUUGUGACACAUAUCAAUACAACGCUAUCCCAAGUCUCGUUCACAGAUAUACGCACUCAGGGCCGUAAUUGCGUUAUAUGCAGGGAUGCGAUGUCAAUCAAAGACACUAGGAAGAUGCCAUGUGGCCAUAUCUACCAUGCCGAAUGCUUGGGCGUCUGGUUUCAGUAUCAACAAACUUGUCCAACAUGCCAAUUUGAGUUCCUUGUCGAGACGCGACAACAAAAUGGGGUAAACAAUCGACCUGGAACCGCUGAACGAAUUGCUAGUGCUAUCGUUGCUCAUUUGCCGCCAGCCUCAAUUGUACGUCCAAUGGGAAAUUUGCAGCACUCUGAACAGACUGAAAAAUCACAAUGUGAGCAUAUGGCGGAAGAACCUGUAACAUUGUCUACUCAAAAAACUCCGGCAGAGAGACUAGAGAUUGUUGCUAAAAAGGUUCUCGCUAUCCUGGAAUUAAAAAACAGGCAAGCUAGGAGAGAGACAGCUGGAGUGGAGCCGUCAAUCAAUGUGCCACCAGAGCUAAUUGAAGAAUUGGGUCAGGAAAUUGUUAACUUGCAAAUAAGUGAAAGAGGUGGAAUUGCAGAAGAUGAAGAGAUCGAAUCUAAUUAUACUGAUCUAGACGACUCUUCAGCUAACUCUGACAUACAACAAUCUGUACCAGCUACUAUUAAUUUCAACCCAAACACGGGACCUGUCAACCACCUACCUGCUAAUGUACCAUCGGCAACCUUUACACCAAUGCCACCGAUGUAUCCCUCAUAUUACCCAUUUACAACUUGGUCACACGUGCCUCCUAUGAUACCACCGCCCCCCAUGCUUGGACAACCCGGACCACCGUCACAACAAAUUGUUGUGAAUAUGCCACCAAAUACGGGAUUUUUUAUAACCGGAGGAUACCCGAACGUGCCCAUACCGUAUCCCAAUCUCGCCCCAAACAUGCCACCAAUGCAUACCUCUCAAAUAUUUCCAACCCCAAACGGAUUCGAUUCAAUGUCAAUGCACUCAGUUGAAGAGCCCAGCAAUCCACCAAUGGAUUCCAAUAAUCCAAAUCACCAAUAGCCUCAAGCUUACUAAAUACUAUUAAACCAAGUUAAAAUAUUUAA